GUGCAUCAUGGCGAUUUUAUAGCAAAACGUCAAGUUGCAAUCAAGGAGGCUUUUGUACGCGAAAGUGCAUCUGAAUUUUUCACACAUUUCCUGGAGUAUUUCCUGGCCAAUUCACCGCCACAUCCAUUCGUCACAAUGUCUGGCAGUGCAGGAAGUUCACAGAAAGACGAACCUUUUGAUAAUUUCUACGUUGAGGUGAAGGAGAUCGAGCGCAGAGAUUCUGUGUUAACGUCAAAGCAGCAGAUUGAAAGACUCCUUCGCCCAGGAUCCACAUAUUUCAAUCUCAAUCCUUUUGAAGUGCUGCAGGUAGAGCCCGAGACGAGCGUUGAGUUGAUCAAGAAGAAAUACCGGAGUCUGUCGAUUCUAGUGCAUCCGGACAAGAAUCAGGAGAACAAGGAUAAGGCUCAGCAGGCCUUUGAGAUUGUGUGCAAGGCCUGGAAGACACUGGAGAGUGAUGUGACGAGGAAGAAGUGCUUGGAUGUCUACGAGGAGGCCAAAGAUCGAACAGAUCACAUGAUUGCUGAGAAGCGGAAAAAGCUCAAGAAGGAGGGAAGGGGAGAGGAAGCAAUUCCGGAAGAUGAUCCCAGCAAAUACAAACACGCUGUGUAUGUCAUGACAAUGAAGUUGUUUGCAGACAUGGAGCGUCGUCGGCAGCAACUGGAGACACGGGAUCAGGAGGAGCGGAAACGCAAGAGGGAAGCAGAAAUUGAGGAAGAGGAGAGAAUUAAACAGGAUCGCCUUUGGCAAAAAUCAUGGGAGGAAUCCCGACAGAGCCGUGUGGACAGUUGGCACAGUUUCCAAGCAGGUACAUCGUCAUCCAAGAAGAAGAAGAAACCCAAGAAACCUCUAGAGUUCAAUCCACCCAAAUUGAAGCCGGAAACACGAUAAAAAAAAGCAUCUCCCCGGAAUUCGCAACACAACGCACAUCACCAAUAGAAAUGGUUCAUUCAUACUUUGCGCAGCAUUAAAAAAAACGAUAAUCUCAGAAUACAAUUUGCAGAUGCAUUCAAUUCUA
Molecule: messenger RNA, 1015 nt
Organism: Phlebotomus papatasi
Lineage: Eukaryota; Metazoa; Arthropoda; Insecta; Diptera; Psychodidae
Product: dnaJ homolog subfamily C member 8
Exons: 3
Coding region: 136-888 (250 amino acids)
Cellular component (GO): nucleus
Source: RefSeq, a predicted model, not a curated record